ACUAGUGGUGCGGCGGUCUCCGCUGGGCGGAGGAGCCCUGAACGGUCACCAGACCCUUUUCACAGCCUCUUUGCAUCUCGGAUUUCGGGGCGGCCCCUCCCCCACCUCUCCCUGCCUCUCUGCACCCCGCUUUUUUCUGCAUUUCGCUCGGUUUUGUGGCCUCCCGUUUUUGUACCCCUUUUCGUUUUGCUUCUAGGAGGUUUGGGGGUUGAAGCUGCAUUUGCACUCCUUUCCCUUGUUAUCCUCCCCUGCUCUGACAGUCCCCCUUUUCAUCGCAGUCGGGGGGCCUAGGAUCGGUACAUACUCCGCCGCGCUGCCGGUACCCCACAGCGCGUGGCCGUGCACCCCUGAAUUUGCAGCAGCUGCAUAUCUGAGGGGGGUCCCCCUCGACCCCGCCGCCUUUACUCCCCGCGCGUUCAGCGCGCGGCGCCCCUGCUUCUCCGCAGCCCCUAGCCCCGCGCCGGGACUCGCCCCGCGCCGCCAAGAUGGUCAUCCAGAAAGAGAAGAAGAGCUGUGGGCAGGUGGUUGAGGAGUGGAAGGAGUUCGUGUGGAACCCGAGGACGCACCAGUUCAUGGGCCGCACCGGGACCAGCUGGGCCUUUAUCCUCCUCUUCUACCUCGUCUUUUAUGGCUUCCUCACAGCCAUGUUCACCCUCACCAUGUGGGUGAUGUUGCAGACUGUCUCUGACCAUACUCCCAAGUACCAGGACCGACUGGCCACACCGGGUUUGAUGAUUCGCCCCAAGACUGAGAACCUUGAUGUCAUUGUCAACGUCAGUGACACUGAAAGCUGGGACCAGCAUGUUCAGAAGCUCAACAAGUUCUUGGAGCCUUACAAUGACUCCAUCCAGUCCCAAAAGAAUGAUGUCUGCCGUCCUGGGCGCUAUUACGAACAGCCAGAUAAUGGAGUUCUCAACUACCCGAAACGUGCCUGCCAAUUCAACCGGACCCAGCUGGGUGACUGCUCCGGCAUCGGGGACCCCACCCACUAUGGUUACAGCACCGGGCAGCCCUGUGUCUUCAUCAAGAUGAACCGGGUCAUCAACUUCUAUGCAGGAGCAAACCAGAGCAUGAAUGUUACCUGUGCUGGGAAGAGAGAUGAGGAUGCCGAGAAUCUGGGCAACUUUGUCAUGUUCCCGGCCAAUGGCAACAUUGACCUCAUGUACUUCCCCUACUACGGCAAAAAGUUCCACGUGAACUACACGCAGCCCCUGGUGGCCGUGAAGUUCCUGAAUGUGACCCCCAACGUGGAGGUGAACGUGGAAUGCCGCAUCAACGCUGCCAACAUCGCCACAGAUGAUGAGCGAGACAAGUUCGCUGGCCGCGUGGCCUUCAAACUCCGCAUCAACAAAACCUGAGGCCCCUUCCUCCCGCCCCCACCUUUCCUGUGGAUGCUUCUGGAAUGUCCCUGACCCUGCCUGAUCUCUCCCUCACCCACCCCAAAGGUAUUUUUUACUACAGACUUAUGACUUGUCUGAACCUCAUGCCCUUUUCCUUGACUUCUCCACCCAGCCUGAUUUCCACUGUGGUUCCUUGGCUACACGCCUUCCCACCAUCUCCUCCCAGUCCUAGCUCAGAGACGGGGAGAUGGGCUACCCAGGUGGCCACAGAGAAGUUAAGAGCCUUUCUAGUUCUGGUUUGGCAGUGAGUGGGAUGUCUUCAUGACUACCCAUCUCUCCUGCCCUCCUGUCCUCUGAGCUAUAAAAAAUGCCCACCAAUCCCCCGCCUACACACACACUGUGCACGCGUGCGUGCACACACACACGCACCCCUCGUUCCACUCUUCACUUCCCAGGGGUGAGUGUGGGACUCCUUUCCUCCUCGGCUUCCGCGCUGUACCUUUCUCUGUCUCUCACACUUUCUCCCUCAUAUACACAGUCGCUUUCUUGGCGGCUUUGGACUUAUCUGGCUCCUCUGGCAGGAUUUAUCCCCUCCUCCUCUCCAUCCCUAUUCCCUCCUCUGAAAGGCAACCAUUUGCGACUGAGGACAAGGUGGUUUUGUGGCCUUUUCCCUCUUUCCUGGCACAUCCUGCUUCUCACCCUGUGAUGACUCCAUGAGCUGGGAAAUGAGAGACUGGAAGAAAAGUCCAUGUUGAUUCUUCCUGAAAAUUCUCUAAUGGUACCUGACUCCAAUUUCUUCCUGGUCCAUCCUGUCACCCAAAUAGCUACUACUCAGAGGGAUGGGGUUGACCUAGGCUGAAUAUCCACUUUGUUAGUACUGGUGGCUCCCUUCCCCCUAUUCAUCUUCCCAGAAUAUCCUUCAAGUUCCACUUCCCAGGGAGCUCUGGGGGAGGGGCUGCCAUUUUGGCUCUGUCCCCAGUGGCCACCUUGGAAACGUCAGCUGGCUAUGGGACUAUUCCACCUCCUUCCCAGAGCCCAGAUCUGCCCCCACCAUCCCCUCUGGCUUCUCUUAGCAGGUUAUCAACGAAUCACUAACUCCUUCCCUUUCUUCCGCAUGCCAGCCUGAAAGUUUCACAUACUCUCCUCAACGUAGACUUUGAAUUUCUUGGCUCCAUCUCCUUCAGACCCUUUCCCUUUUAAAAAAACCCCAUAAUGCCCAUAGAAUGUUAAAUGAGGAGCCUCCUGCUCUGAAUAUUCUUUAGUUACAGGGACAUUUGAACUCUUCCUCCUCUGGUGUCCCUCCACUUCAUCCUGUCUAACCUCCCUUCCCUACUUAAUGCUGCAGCCUCCACACCCCACCCACAAAUGGGACUCUUCCCUUUUUCCUCUUGCUGGAUCUGUGUCUCUUCCCUUCGGGUCCCCGUGUUUUCCUGCACCCGCUCUCCCCAGUGGUUUCUCUC
Cynocephalus volans (Philippine flying lemur) is the source of this 2800-nucleotide messenger RNA. It is a transcript of the gene ATP1B2, whose product is annotated as ATPase Na+/K+ transporting subunit beta 2. Gene Ontology annotation, molecular function: ATPase activator activity. Gene Ontology annotation, cellular component: sodium:potassium-exchanging ATPase complex. Gene Ontology annotation, biological process: potassium ion import across plasma membrane; sodium ion export across plasma membrane; intracellular sodium ion homeostasis. The coding region runs from base 486 to 1358 and encodes 290 amino acids. The transcript has 7 exons. Lineage: Eukaryota; Metazoa; Chordata; Mammalia; Dermoptera; Cynocephalidae. The record is from RefSeq and is a predicted model, not a curated record.